AUGUCAUUCCUAUCCGACACGGUGUUACCUGGCACUGGCAGAUUACCCCUAGAACGACCCUCCAAAGGAAAGAGCGGCCGAACAAGCCUCAGGAAGAGCCGCAGCCAUGCCAGCUUCGUGGCCUCGCUCGUGCGCUUUGCCAGAGACCCCGCAGCAAACCUGGAGGGGUUUGCUACUAACACCGCUCAUGACCCCAUCCAAGUAGAUGCCAAACGGGCCGUCAAGGCCGCCGAGGAGGAUCGUAAACAGAUUUGGUAUUUGCGGUUGCGCAAUGCCGAGACGUACGAAGAGUUCCGGUCCGCAGCGACAGCGCUAGAUACGCUAGAAGGCAACGACGUGUGGAAGUGCGACGAUGCCUCGGACGAGUACAACGCUACACUCGUUGCUGCCCGCCUAAAGCAGCUCGAAGAAGCUCGCAUCAGCUGCGACGUGACGAAGAUGCUGUUUCUGAUUCGAACCUCUCUCACACGCGACCUCGGAGGAAUGGGCGACCUGCGCUUAUACAAGCACUCCCACAUUGGGACCAAGAGGCUCAUUGAGAGAUAUAUCGAAUCCGCACAAAACCUUCUUGCUGCUCUGCUCGACGUCUCGGCCAAACAGGGUGCCAGCUGUCCGGUCAAGACCAACAUCCUCGUGGAGCAGCUGCUGCUCGCUCGCCAAUCUUUCGGCAGGAGCGCCCUGCUACUCUCCGGAGGAGGAACUCUCGGCAUGAAUCACAUUGGCGUCGUCAAAAGCCUCUGGGAGCAGCGCCUACUGCCGCGUAUCGUAUCUGGCGCCUCUGCUGGGAGUAUUGUAUGUGCGGUUCUUUGCAGCAAGACCGACGAGGAGAUUCCGAAAGUCUUGGAAGAAUUCUGUCAUGGCGACUUGGCCGUCUUUGAAAAGGAGGGCGAAGAAGAAGGCUUAAUGAAGAGGAUCACUCGGUUCCUGAAAUACGGUGCCCUGUUUGAUAUUUCCCUCCUGGGCAGCGUUCUGAGAAAUCUGCUGGGCGACAUCACCUUUCUGGAAUCGUACAACCGCACGCGCCGGAUCCUGAACAUCACGGUGUCGUCGGCUAGUCUUUAUGAACUCCCGAGGCUACUGAACUAUAUCACGGCACCCAAUGUAAUGAUCUGGUCCGCUGUUUGUGCUUCCUGCUCGGUUCCGUUCAUAUUCUCGGCCGCUUCAUUGCUGGCGAAAGACCCUCGGACGGGCAAGGAGGUUCCAUGGAAUCAAACUCCGAAUGCAAGCUGGAUCGACGGCUCUGUGGACAACGACCUGCCCAUGACUCGUCUGGCUGAGAUGUUCAACGUCAACCAUUUCAUCGUCUCUCAGGUCAAUCCGCACGUUGUUCCCUUCCUAGCAAGGGAGGAAGAUACGAUAGCUGCAGACGCUCAACAGCAAGCGGCCGUUUCAGCAACUUCGACCUGGAUUCAUGAUCUGGCCAAUCUCGCCAAAGAGGAGGCAUCGCAUCGCCUGCAAUUUCUUUCCGAAUUGGGCAUUUUCCCUAACUAUCUGACAAAAAUUCGAUCUGUCAUCAACCAGCGCUACUCUGGAGACAUUACAAUCUUCCCGUCGAUAUCCUACAGCCAAUUUCCCAAGGUGCUGAGUAACCCCACACCGGAAUUCAUGCAGCAAUGCCUUCUUACCGGCGAACGAGCGACGUGGUCCAAGCUAUCCCGGAUACAAAACCACCUUGCGAUCGAACUCGCAUUGGAUGACACUCUCCGACAGCUUCGUGCCAGGGCGGUGUUCAGCGCCGAAGAGCCGCACGUACGAUUCCACGAUCCCACUCGACCGCGGAGCCAUCAUGGCGAAAACUCAAGACUCUCCUCCCGUCAUAGACCAAGCACGAGUCUGACAACAACAGGCUUACCCCAUUCUCUACAUCCACCCUCCCCUAUCAAGAAACAUCAGCUGGUUCGCCUACCAUCAUCUCACGUGGUCCGACCGUCACAAUCACUAGAGUUUGCUCGAACCGACGCACCUCCAAUUCCCACACAAACGAUAUCGGCGUCACCCAAUGGGAAUGGUACUUCAUCGGUCAAGAUGCCUGCAGAAAGCGAUAUCUCGCUAUCCCCACCCGGUUCGUCCUUACCAAACCUUUGGCCCAACAAUGGCCCCCUGUUCCCCUUCGCAUCGCAACCUACAACCCCAGGUCCCCCGCCUUCCCAUGUAGUCCACCAGAACAGCUCCUUCCCACCCUAG
Molecule: messenger RNA, 2184 nt
Organism: Westerdykella ornata
Lineage: Eukaryota; Fungi; Ascomycota; Dothideomycetes; Pleosporales; Sporormiaceae
Product: patatin-domain-containing protein
Exons: 2
Coding region: 1-2184 (727 amino acids)
Biological process (GO): lipid metabolic process
Molecular function (GO): triacylglycerol lipase activity
Source: RefSeq, a predicted model, not a curated record